Messenger RNA from Microcebus murinus (gray mouse lemur), 1016 nucleotides. Its product is annotated as olfactory receptor 6K3. Gene Ontology annotation, cellular component: membrane. Lineage: Eukaryota; Metazoa; Chordata; Mammalia; Primates; Cheirogaleidae. Gene Ontology annotation, biological process: G protein-coupled receptor signaling pathway. The record is from RefSeq and is a predicted model, not a curated record. Gene Ontology annotation, molecular function: olfactory receptor activity; G protein-coupled receptor activity.
UUUUCAAGUUCAUCUAGGAAGUGAGCUGUGUCUCUCCACCCAGAACAGUUAAGGCUGCUGAGAUCAUGGUGAGAAGUAACCAAACCACUACAGUCACAGAGUUUCUCUUCUCUGGAUUCCCCCAGUUGGAAGACGGUAGCCUCCUCUUCUUCAUCCCGCUGUUCAUUAUCUACAUAUUCAUUAUUAUUGGGAAUCUCAUUGUGUUUUUUGCAGUCAGGAUGGACCCCCGUCUCCACAAUCCCAUGUAUAAUUUCAUCAGCAUUUUUUCGUUUCUGGAGAUCUGGUACACCACCGCCACAAUUCCCAAAAUGCUCUCUAACCUCGUCAGUAAGCAGAGGACCAUCUCCAUGGUUGGCUGCCUCUUGCAGAUGUACUUCUUCCAUUCCCUGGGAAAUUCGGAGGGGAUUUUGCUGACCACCAUGGCUAUUGACAGGUAUGUUGCCAUCUGUAACCCUCUGCGCUACCCGACCAUCAUGACCCCUCGGCUCUGUGCUCAGCUGUCUGCAGGCUCCUGCAUCUUUGGCUUUCUUGUGUUGCUCCCAGAGAUUGCCUGGAUUUCCACUCUGCCCUUCUGUGGACCCAACCAAAUCCAUCAGAUAUUCUGUGACUUCGAACCUGUGCUGCGCUUGGCCUGUACAGACACGUCCAUGAUUCUGAUUGAGGAUGUGAUCCACGCGGUGGCUAUCAUCACUACCUUUCUAAUCAUUGCCCUGUCCUACCUAAGGAUUUUCACUGUGAUCCUGAGAAUUCCCUCUGCGGAGGGUAGGAAAAAGGCUUUUUCUACCUGUGCAGGCCAUCUCAUGGUCUUUCUGAUAUUCUUUGGCAGUGUAUCCCUUAUGUACUUGCGUUUUAAUGCCAUUUAUCCACCAGUUUUGGACACAGCCAUUGCACUGAUGUUCACAAUAUUUGCUCCAUUCUUCAAUCCCAUCAUUUAUAGUCUGAGAAACAAAGACAUGAAGAAUGCAAUUAAAAAACUGUUCUGUCUUCAGAAAGUGUUGAACACAUCAGGACGUUAG